AUUAGAAUAAUGGGCAUUCAAAGCUUUUUCAGUGAUCUCAAGGAAAAGGUUCAGGGGAAAUCAAACCAAAGUAAAGGCAUACCAUUACCUUCGCCAAGAGCUGAAAAUCUUGGCGAAGAACUAAGGUUAAUGGUCAAUUCCCCAAGAUUUGAAGCAGCCUAUAAUACAGCUGCUCCAUUUCUAUUUGCCAGUUUGGGAGCUUGGCCAGGAUAUUGGGCCUUUAGAGCAAUGGAUUAUCAUGUCCAUCGAUCUCACAUACCAUUGGAGAUAUAUAUAAGACAGACCUACUACCAAGCCAAGGCUGUGCAACUAUUUAUUAUUAUGGCUGGCACUUAUACAGUGUUCAAAAACCACAAACUGUUGACUGCACAAAACAUUGAGAAUUCCCGGGUAAACGGAAAUAAAGAUAUAUAGAACGAGUCUACAUUAUCAACAUCAGCCAGCAGCUUCUAAAUAUGACUUCUUCGAUUUCUUGAGGCAUAAAUUCGACAACUAAAAGAUACGUCAAAAUAAAAGCGUUGGAUGCCUGAAAUGAAAACCGAAUACAACGAGA
Drosophila serrata is the source of this 553-nucleotide messenger RNA. RefSeq lists its product as uncharacterized. The record is from RefSeq and is a predicted model, not a curated record. Lineage: Eukaryota; Metazoa; Arthropoda; Insecta; Diptera; Drosophilidae.